CCGAGGAGGCGGAUUAGACGCGAAGACCGGAGAGACCGGUUCGGCGUUUGGGACUCUCCCUUUAGGAGCCGGGGAGGAUCGAUGGCUCCUUUAAAACCGCCGGCGGUGACGGUUUGAACGAUUGCUUCGGCUGAUGGUCUCCGGUCACGUUCUUAACGUCAGUUCUUGGCGGACAGAUUUACCGGGCCUUCCCUGCCGAGGGGCAGCGCGACCCCAGCCCUCGGAGGUUGCGUUUGGCCGCUUGUUAAAUACCGCCCUUCCUCUGACGGAUGCCGACUCGAGUGGCUCAGGACUCGUUUCGGGUUGCCGGCCCUCCACCUCUUGCGGGGCAGAGGUCGGGAUGGAGCGAUCCGGAGUGUAACUUCACAGUCGCGUGGGUCCGUGUGACCCGUUGGGUCGUCCCUCGUUGUAGAACCCGGGCGGGAUGAUCGGUGUCCGAUUUAUAGGUUCAGAGGUACCCCGACUUGAGGUCGGAACGAUUUACCGGUCUUACCGCUUGCAGAAUUUAAGACUGCCGAAAUUUACGCUAACGCUCCGGUUGCUCGUGUGGUCGGCCGAAAGGCCUCUUCUUUCGGUUCAGAGGUCCCAAAUGAAGAACUGUGUCUUUCCCCACGAGAAGCAGGAAGGUCCGUGUAAGGAGUUUUAGAUGCCUCUUGAUGUUCAAUGGUAGCCCUGGGCCAUAGCCGAUCCGCCAGGUGUCCUCCACGUCUGCUUUUGAGGGUGCGAAAAGCGCUGGGCUCCCCGCUGCCCUGCCACCGAGGCCCGGUCCAGGAGUUUGGCUCCGCCCCGGCAGGAAACUGGCGUCCCACAGCUUCGGAGCGCCCAUGGCAGCGAUGUCAUCCUUCCCCCCGCAGAGAUAUCACUACUUUUUAGUGCUGGACUUCGAGGCCACGUGCGACAAGCCGCAGAUUCAUCCUCAGGAAAUCAUUGAAUUCCCCAUCCUGAAGCUGAACGGCCGGACAAUGGAGAUCGAGUCCACCUUUCACAUGUAUGUGCAGCCAGUCGUGCACCCUCAGCUUACCCCCUUCUGUACAGAGCUCACCGGCAUCGUCCAGGGCACGGUGGACGGCCAGCCGAGCCUACAGCAAGUGCUCCAGAGGGUCGACGAGUGGAUGGCGAAGGAAGGACUCUUAGAUCCCAGCGUCAAGUCAAUUUUUGUCACCUGCGGGGACUGGGACUUGAAAGUGAUGCUGCCGGGCCAAUGCCAGUACUUAGGGCUGCCGGUGGCAGACUACUUCAAACAGUGGAUCAACCUGAAAAAGGCCUACAGCUUGCCAUGGGAAGCUGGCCCAAGAACGGACUGCUAAGACAUGAACAAAGGACUGAACCUUCAGCACAUAGGGAGGCUCACAGUGGCAUAGAUGACUGCAAGAACAUCGCCAACAUCAUGAAGACGCUGGCGCAGCGAGGUUUCAUCUUCAAGCAGACCUCCAAGCCCUUUUGAUCGGCGGCCGGGCCGGCCCAGCCGGCCAAGCCCGCACGCGGCCGCGGCCCCCCGGUCCCGGGCC
Messenger RNA from Ornithorhynchus anatinus (platypus), 1508 nucleotides. It is a transcript of the gene ERI3, whose product is annotated as ERI1 exoribonuclease family member 3. The transcript is spliced from 8 exons. Gene Ontology annotation, biological process: exonucleolytic trimming to generate mature 3'-end of 5.8S rRNA from tricistronic rRNA transcript (SSU-rRNA, 5.8S rRNA, LSU-rRNA). Bases 825 to 1307 code for a protein of 160 amino acids. NCBI's taxonomy places the organism in Eukaryota, Metazoa, Chordata, Mammalia, Monotremata, Ornithorhynchidae. The record is from RefSeq and is a predicted model, not a curated record. Gene Ontology annotation, molecular function: nucleic acid binding; 3'-5'-RNA exonuclease activity.